UUGGUCUGACCUCUGCGGUCUGUGCUGUCAAGUAACGAUGGCGCAAUCGGUCCUGUUCCUGCUUCUGCUCAACACCUCGGCCUGCUGCGGUUUUGGCUUUAAAGGCUGCACUCGGAACUUCCCCAUGACGGACGUCAUGUGGUGCUUCAACCAGAACAUCGCUAACCUCUCUGAAGUCGUUAGCAUGAUCCCAGAUAACAUAACAACGCUCAACCUGUCCAAGAACAAGAUCAGAGUCAUCCCACCUGGAUCAUUCAGUCAGGUGCCUGGACUCAAACGCCUGGACCUGAGCCAGAACCAGCUGGUCUCUCUUAAAGGAGGAGAAUUCAGAGGCCUGGGUGUCCUGGAUUGUCUCAACCUCACCUGCAACAACAUCUCACACAUCCACCCCAGUGCCUUUGAUGGGCUCACCAGGCUACAAACCCUGCUUCUGACCCACAACAUACUUGCGACAAUCACUCCGAUUAUCUUUGACUUCCUCCCAGCGAUUCAAGAACUCGAUCUGUCCCUGAACAUGCUCAAGGCCUUCAGUUGUGGGGACUCUGGUGGAUCCUCCACUCUUCGGCGGCUCGAUCUUUUUGCAAACAACAUCCAGAGGAUGUUUAAUGUGAGCGGUUUCCCUGCCCUUGAGUUCAUCAGGCUGUCCAACAACUCAAAACUGGAGCUGCAGGCUGAUGUUUUUGCCUCCAACCCCCGGCUGACGAGUCUGCUUUGUCAGGGAGUUAAAGCAGAAGUGCUGGUGGGACUCUUGGCGGAGACAAAGAAGAAUCUCUCUCGGGUGGCAUUUUCUCUGUUUGUGGAGAAAUCUCCAUUGACUAUCUGCGGAUUGCUAAAAGGAAUGGACCGGCUUGAGAAAGUAGAGGUUGACUUGAAAGGAUCCAGGUUACCUCCGACUAACUCGAGCCUGCUGGACUGCGACACUCCACCUGUGGUUGUUAUUAUGGAUGCAAAACUUGGGAAUGUCGCCCAGUUGUCGCUGGGGAGGGGCAAUACGAGCAGACUCUAUCUCAUCAACUGUGGGUUGAAGCAGAUAUCUCAUACCACAUUUGACGGUUACCGAGGACUGAAAGUGCUGCAGCUGAAUCAAAAUAAGCUCGACAUUCAGCCGGACGCGUUCAAAGGCCUGACCCACCUCGAGUUUAUAAGCUUCGACAGGAGCAAAAUACGUGACAUUGACCCCAACUGGUUCAUCCCUCUGAAGAAGCUGACUCGCCUGUCUCUCCUGAAAAAUGAAAUCACAGAGUUGACAUCAAAGGUAUUCAGCGCCCUUACUCGACUCGAGCAGCUCUACCUGCAGUUCAACCUGCUGAAAUACAUCAGCAAGAAGCCCUUCAGUAAGCUGCGGAGGCUAAAGAAGCUCAACCUCAGCUUAAACAUCAUUGAUUUCAUCGAAGACGGCACCUUCCAAGACCUGACAAGGCUCACGUACCUGGACUUGAGUGGGAAUCGGAUCAAGAGGCUGACACCAUACAUUCUGUCUGGCCUGACCAAUUUGAGGCAGUUUGUUCUGUACAACAACCGCCUUCAUUUUAGAUCCUAUGAAUCUCCUUUCAUCAACCUUACUUCUCUGGAGUAUCUGGAGAUGAACUACCAGGGGCCCGGAGGUGAAGGCAUUGGUGUCAUUGGACCGCGUUUCUUCCAAGGUCAACGUCAACUUACCUCAGUCGCCAUCGGGCACAGCAUCCAGGUGGACUUCCAUGCCGACGCCUUCGUUCCUCUGGUCAAAUUGAAAUUCCUGUACAUAGCUGGAGUGCUUAUGAAAACGACCAACCUGAGCGCAGUGUUCUCCCCUCUGAAAAGUCUGAAGAAGCUGACUCUUUACAGGGCGGACAUUGACGCUCUGCCUGCUAACCUGAUGCCUCCAGAUAAUACACUGGAGGUUCUCAAAGUCCAGUCAAACCAUCUGCACACUGUGGACAAAGCGAUGCUGGACGCUCUGCCAAGAUUGCGUGUUUUGGACAUUACAGAAAACCCACUUACCUGUACCUGUGAUAACGCCUGGUUCAAGUCCUGGGCCAUCCACGACACUCAUACACAGGUGUCCUACCUGUACAGCCUGUAUUGUGACAACGACAGGAGAUCUCCCUACCUGUGGCAGUUUGACGAUAAGGCCUGCUCCUACGAACAGGUUUCCUUCACUCUCUUCGUCGCCUUCUCUGUGGUGGACGUGUUGUUUGUAUGCGUGUGUCUGGUCUGGCACACACAGGGCCCCACUCUGCGCUACCUGCUGCUCCUCCUCAGGGCUAAACUACGUGGACGAAGGGGGGCAGCAGGAGCCAAAUUCCAGUACGACGCGUUCGUCUCCUACAGCUCUAAGGACGAGGCCUGGGUGAUGGAACAGCUGGUGCCCAAUCUAGAGAGGCCUGCUGCCGGUGCACCGAGACUCAGGCUGUGCCUCCACCACAGAGACUUUCGCCCCGGCGCUGCUGUUCUGGAGAACAUCGAGGCCGCCAUUUACGGCUCUCGCCACACCAUCUGCGUGGUGACACGUCACUUCCUGCGAAGCGAGUGGUGCUCCUUGGAGUUUCAGCUGGCCAGUCUGAGGCUUCUCUGCGAUGGCAGUGAUGUCCUGCUGCUGGUGUUCCUGGAGGACAUACCUGACCUCUGUCUGUCUCCCUACACACGAUUACGCAAGAUCGUACGCAAGAAGACCUACCUGAUGUGGCCUGAACCACAGGAGCAGGACGCUUUCUGGGUCAGACUGAUCGAUGCUUUAAAGGACAAUGAGGAGGAGGAGGAGGAGGAGGAGGGAGGAAGAGGUGGAGAACAAGACUUGGCACGGCUAAUUGGCUAGACCAAAUGUUAACUAUGUCAACAUACCCCACAAUUAUCUUUUCGCUGCCUGUGAAUUGUAUCGUGCAUUGUUUCUGUAACGUUUUAAUUUGCAGGCUCUUAAUAACUUGGCAAAGUUAAGAAAUUACGAAAUAAUAACCAAGUAGAAUCAAUUUAGUUGGAAAUUAUAGUACAGGAAUUGAUAAUGACAAGAAUAAGCUAUUGGUAGGGCUGAAAGUAAUGAUUAUUUUCGAUUGAUUGAUUUCGACGAUUUCAUUAUCGACAAAUCUGCCAAUUAUUUUCUAGAUUAAUCAUUUGGUCUAUAAAAUGUCCAUCCCAGUUUCUCAAAGUCCAGGGUGAUGUCUUUAAAUGUCUU
Sebastes umbrosus (honeycomb rockfish) is the source of this 3148-nucleotide messenger RNA. RefSeq names its product toll-like receptor 13. Gene Ontology annotation, biological process: toll-like receptor signaling pathway; inflammatory response; immune response. The transcript is spliced from 6 exons. The record is from RefSeq and is a predicted model, not a curated record. Gene Ontology annotation, cellular component: membrane. Bases 38 to 2794 code for a protein of 918 amino acids. Lineage: Eukaryota; Metazoa; Chordata; Actinopteri; Perciformes; Sebastidae. Gene Ontology annotation, molecular function: protein binding; transmembrane signaling receptor activity.